Molecule: messenger RNA, 573 nt
Organism: Symbiodinium natans
Lineage: Eukaryota; Dinophyceae; Suessiales; Symbiodiniaceae
Source: the annotation of a GenBank genome assembly
AUGCUCAAUGAAUGGCAAGCAGUCUGGAAAAGUGUCGUCGUGCCCCAGCUCGUCGAGUAUCUGAGCCCGGAUGUGCCCUUGUAUGAGGAUGUGACCUCAGGAAAGCUGGACAUUCGACAGACGACCCCCUAUGACCACAUGGAUAUCUUCGUCAUGUUCUGCCCUGAAAUGGGCGAGGACGAGGACGAGGACCUUCCCGAUGAACCGAUUUUCGACAGGGCCGUGGAAUGGUACCGGAUGUUGCUAGACGUCCAAAGCGUCAUUGCCACCGCGAGCUUCCACCCCAGUCUCGUGCAGCACAUGAACAUUUUGAGAUGGUUCGGGUCGUCUGAGUACAUGCUUGUUGAGUACUACAAUGCCGUCGAAUACCACAUUCGCCUCGAUCGCUUCGACGAUGAUGUCACAGACAUGUUCCAGGAUGCUUGGGUCCCGCUCUCCGCCUUUGGGCCCACCCGGCACGGGCAGGCCAGGGCGUUUCUAAACGACGUCGCAAGGGCAUUGGAAGGCGAAGACCCGCCGCGGCAUGCAGCUGAAGUUAUGAGGUCGCUGAUUGAUCGCCACGGCUUGCAGUGA